Messenger RNA from Suillus bovinus, 1312 nucleotides. RefSeq names its product chaperonin 10-like protein. Bases 233 to 1273 code for a protein of 346 amino acids. The record is from RefSeq and is a predicted model, not a curated record. The transcript has 5 exons. NCBI's taxonomy places the organism in Eukaryota, Fungi, Basidiomycota, Agaricomycetes, Boletales, Suillaceae. Gene Ontology annotation, molecular function: oxidoreductase activity, acting on NAD(P)H.
UAUUUCUGGCAAGUUCCAGAUUUCCACUCUACCUGAGUCGGUGACUAGCCUUGGACUAGCCUUACAAUAUACAAACCAUAGGCGUGGACAGAGCUGGUGAUGAACAAAUGGACAACGCCUAUCGUCAUCUCUUCAAAAUAUGACGGAUGUCGUCUACUUCUAAAUCCUUUCUUAUUCCAGACUUUUCGAAUUAUCAUAUAGGCAGCAAGUGUACCUCCACAAUGCACAUCUCAUGUCUCUGCAACAGAAAGCUCUUAUUCUUCCCAAAAAGCGGGGCAAUUUCCAAGUCGGCUCUCGCAGCAUCCCUAGCCCUGGUACAGGGCAGCUCUUGGUCAAGGUUCUCUCUGCUGCCCUGAACCCGGUUGACUACAAGAUACAGCACACUGGAAUAUAUGUCACUCAUUACCCUGCCGUUUUGGGCGUUGACAUUGCUGGAAUAAUCGAAGAACUAGGAGAAGGUGUCGAGAAUUUCCGCAAAGGCGAUAAAGUAUUGGCGCAUGGACAUUUCCUUAUUAUCGAUCAAGGUGCGUUUCAGCAAUACACCCUGACAGUUGCGACGUUCACCGCAAAGAUUCCUUCAAACCAAUCUUUCGAUAGCGCAGCUACUGUUCCUCUGGGAUUGGAUACUGCAAUAGCGGGCUUAUACGGAAAUCACCUGGAGGCCGGCAUAGACCCUCCUUGGGUGAAAUGUGUCAGUGGUCAUGAACCAAAAAAACCCAUCGUCAUCCUUGGCGGUUCUUCUUCUGUGGGUUCAUACGCCAUCCAACUUGCUCGUCUUUCAGGAUUCUAUCCUAUCGUCACUACAGCAUCCCCUAGCAAUGAAGACCUUGUCAGGGACUACGGCGCAACCCACUUUUUUGACCGGCGUCUUUCCGGCAACCAGUUGGUGGCGGCCAUUAACAAAGUAACUGAUAGUCCUAUCAGGAUCGUUUUUGACGCUAUCUCGGUGCCAAAAACACAGUCCAUUGGAUGGAGAUUGCUGGCGCAAAAUGGCAUCCUCAUAUUAACUCUUUCUGCAUCAGUCAAGGAAGAUGAAUGCAAGGGACGCAAGGUCGUUCUCGCCGCCGGGAGCCCACAUCUCCCACCGAAUCACGAGCUGUUCCGCAGCUCCUGGACUAUGGUCGAAAAGUGGCUCUCAGAGGGUGUUAUUCAGCCGAACAACCACGAAAUCCUUCCAAAUGGGCUUGAAGGUAUCAUUGGAGGGCUGGAAAGGAUGAGGAUGGGACAGGUGUCUGGAACGAAGUUAGUUGCUCACCCUCAGGAAACACAGUAAAUCCAUGUUUUACGAUCACCAACUUGAGUUGUAUUAGUA